Molecule: messenger RNA, 1462 nt
Organism: Serpula lacrymans var. lacrymans S7.9
Lineage: Eukaryota; Fungi; Basidiomycota; Agaricomycetes; Boletales; Serpulaceae
Exons: 19
Coding region: 641-1438 (265 amino acids)
Source: RefSeq, a predicted model, not a curated record
UGGUCGCGUCUUGUCUUCAAUUAUCAUGCAUAUAUCAUGAUGCUAUAGCAUUGAAUCUCGUAUAUACCUGCACGCUGGAUUGGGAUUACGUCCUACGUUGAUUUGUACCCUCGUCAAUUAUAGCGCCCUGGCUGCACUAGCGGGAGAUUCCAUCAACGUCUACGUUGUCCUGCCAUUGUACAGCCUUUCACGUCAGAUUUGCAUACAAACGACAUACAAACGUACCUGUAUCACAUAAAGUAAAGGUAUCUUGACUUAUAGUCCCUCGACUGUUUUUUGCACCAUCCAGCUGUUUGACCUUGCCUGAGAACAGAAAUGGCGGACAGUAAUUCAACAAUUAUCUCCGAACCCCAGUUUCACCUGGGUGACACAUACGGUGUACUGCUCAUGGGUCUUUUAUUUACUGCCAUAUUGUUCGGUCUCACCAUCAUCCAGUCUUUCAUCUUCUUUCAAACGAAUUGGCGACGUACGUUUUUCGGUUAUAAGCUUAUAGUCUGCUGGCUAGGUUUUCUUGAUGCAUUCCACUUGGGCCUGAUCGCACAUAUACUGUACUACUAUCUGGUGUUGCAUUACGCGGAUCCUUCAGUGCUUCCGGUUAUUGUAUGGAGCAUGAAACUGCAAGUUGUUCUUUGCGUGAGUGAUGAGUAGUCAUGACCAGUUCACCGUGCAUAAAAUCAAAGUUCUUUUAUGGAAACAGAUGUUUGUCGUAUAUACCGUACAUUGCCUAUAUGCACAGCGUAUUUGGUUCUUGAGCCGAGGAAAGGGGAGGAUGUUACCUAUACUUGUGACGAUUAUUGUAGUCCUUAGCACUGGGAUUGCAAUAAGUAUAAGCGUAGCUGUGUACCAGUGUUAUUUCUUUUUAGAUUUGUUAAAGGUCGAGUGGGCGAUAUAUUUAACGUUGAGUAUCAUGGCCUUCAAUGAUAUCGUCAUCGCUAUCUCCAUGUGCCGUCUUUUGGCAGCGCACCGCACGGGAUUUGCAAGCACGGAUAGUACGAUUAAAAUGCUCAUGAUGUACAUUGUACACACAGGGUGUUUGACGAGUUUAUUUUCAGUUUUAACGCUCCUCAUGUAUGCUGUCAUGCCGGAGAACUUCAUCUUUCUAGGCUUUGACUUCCUAUUGGCAAAACUUUACGUUAAUUCUUACCUGGCUCUUUUAAAUGCACAUCGAUACCAAACUAGUGAUGGGGCCUCAAGUUGUCUACCUCGAGGCAAUGCCACGAACGAUAUCAACCCACUCAAGGACUCUCAUACCUUCAGUUUCCCAGGGAAACCCAGGCACUCGAGUUGGAGCCACGAACCACUUUAUGAGAACAUCGCCCAAGCGCAUAGUCGUGCAGAAUCUGUUAGUUUACCACCAUUGAUCCCGAAUCGAGGACCACCUGUAGAUAUCGAUGAAUUUGAUCCCACCACACUGAGCCUGGACACCAUCGCGACGUAAGCUUGCUGGAAACAGAAGUAGUUU